AUAAAAGGAACCAAUUACCUUGACUUAAAAAAGAACAUUGAGGAUGCUGAAGGGAUCUAGAAGACAUAUGAAGAAAGGCUGAAGGAACUUUUGAAGUAACAGAACUUUGAACCAACGCCUGGAAUUUUUGGAAGGAAUAUUCUGGUACUAGCUGAUUGUUACAUGAUAUACAGUGCUACAGACAAUUGACAGCAGGGACAAGGCUCUGCCUAUUAACUCGACUCUGUCAUGGAUGAAGAGACUCAACACAGCCUUGAAUGCAUCCAAGCAAUCAGUCUUCCCAGGAAGCAGCUGAUCCGUGAGGAUGAGAAUCUCCAGGUCCCUUCCCGAACUUCAUGGGAGAGCACUGAAUACGUAGGUCGAGCCGAAGAUGCCAUCAUUGCACUUUCCAACUAUAGACUUCACAUCAAAUUUAAGGAAUCAAUUGUGAAUGUUCCAUUGCAGCUUAUAGAGAGUGUUGAAUGCCGGGAUAUAUUUCAGCUUCACUUGACUUGUAAGGACUGCAAAGUUAUCAGGUGUCAGUUCUCUACCUUUGAGCAGUGUCAAGAGUGGCUUAAACGGCUGAACAAUGCCAUCCGCCCUCCUUCAAAGAUAGAGGAUCUCUUUUCAUUUGCUUACCACGCCUGGUGUAUGGAGGUGUAUGCUAGUGAAAAAGAACAGCAUGGUGAUUUGUGUCGACCAGGAGAACAUGUAAGUUCGAGAUUUAAAAAUGAGGUUGAACGGAUGGGUUUUGAUAUGAACAAUGCCUGGAGGAUCUCCAACAUCAAUGAGAAGUACAAGCUCUGUAGCAGCUACCCUCAAGAACUCAUAGUUCCUGUUUGGAUCACAGACAAAGAGCUGGAAAGUGUGUCAGGCUUCCGAUCUUGGAAACGCAUCCCUGCUGUGGUUUACAGGCAUCAGGGCAAUGGGGCGGUCAUUUCCCGUUGUGGGCAGCCAGAGGUCAGCUGGUGGGGCUGGAGAAAUGCUGACGACGAACAUCUUGUCCAGUCAGUGGCCAAAGCUUGUGCCUCAGAUUCCAAGUCUAACAGCAGUAAACUAGUGAAUGGAAACUGUUCAAGAGAUUUCUCCAAUGGAGGAGACCUCUCUGAUGUAGAAUUUGAUUCCUCCAUCUCCAACGCCUCAGGAGCAGAAAGUCUAGCCAUUCAGCCUCAGAAACUUUUGAUCUUGGAUGCACGCUCUUAUGCAGCUGCGGUGGCAAACAGGGCCAAAGGGGGAGGCUGUGAAUGCCCGGAGUAUUAUCCAAACUGUGAAGUGGUGUUUAUGGGAAUGGCAAACAUCCAUUCUAUUCGGAAGAGCUUUCAGUCGCUGCGUUUGCUCUGCACACAAAUGCCGGACCCAGGAAACUGGCUGUCAGCUCUGGAAAGCACCAAGUGGCUGCAACAUUUGUCUGUCCUUCUGAAAUCGGCACUUCUGGUAGUUCAUGCAGUGGACAGAGAUCAGCGGCCCGUCUUGGUGCACUGCUCAGAUGGCUGGGACAGAACCCCGCAGAUAGUGGCUCUGGCUAAGCUGCUGCUGGAUCCAUAUUACAGGACCAUCGAGGGUUUCCAGGUGCUUGUGGAGAUGGAGUGGCUGGAUUUUGGCCAUAAGUUUGCUGAUCGCUGUGGUCAUGGUGAGAAUUCGGAUGACCUGAAUGAACGAUGCCCAGUGUUCCUGCAGUGGCUCGACUGUGUCCAUCAGCUCCAGAGGCAGUUCCCCUGCUCUUUUGAGUUUAAUGAAGCAUUCCUUGUCAAGUUGGUGCAGCACACAUACUCCUGCCUCUUUGGUACAUUCCUGUGCAACAACGCGAAGGAGAGAGGUGAAAAGCACACCCAAGAGAGGACCUGUUCAGUUUGGUCUCUGCUGCGAGCAGGAAACAAAGCCUUCAAAAAUCUGCUUUACUCCUCCCAAUCAGAAUCUGUGCUGUAUCCUGUGUGCCACGUGCGAAACCUCAUGCUGUGGAGUGCCGUUUACUUGCCAUGUUCUUCCCCUUCGACCCCUGCGGAUGACACGUGUGCCCCUUACCCAGUCCCAGGUUCCAGCCCUGAAGAUCAGCCUCUGGGCAGGCUGCCAAAGACAAGGUCAUUUGACAAUCUGACAAUGGCUGGUGACAGCAGCGUACCGACAACCAACCGGCGUAGUAGCGACCCCAGCCUCAACGAGAAGUGGCAAGAGCACCGCCGGUCCCUGGAGCUGAGCAGCCUUGGGAACCCAGAGGACGAUCCCUUUGAUGGAGAAUGUGUGAGCAAACAAGGCAGGACUCUGGUUGGAGCAGAGCUUUCGGUGGCUGUAGCAGAGGGGCAGAUGGAGAACAUUCUGCAAGAGGCUACCAAGGAGGAAGUGAGCCUGGAGGAGUGUGUGAGGGGCGUUCCGGAAACAGAAGGUAAAGAAGGGGGAGAGGACGCUGCUCUUGAUAAGGAAAGCAGGACUGAGAACCUGGACAGCUCUACUGAUAACAUGGGGGGGAAGACUGAACUGGAUACAGCAACUUUAUUAGACAAUCCAGUUUCCAGCCCACAGAUGGAUUUACAGGGUGCUUUUGAGCUUCAAGGGCAAGAUGAGCUCCAUUACGCUGUCCAGAAACCAUCUCAGGUGAAGGAACUACGGCCUGGCUUUUUGGGCAAUGCUGUAAAUAGUAACAUUGAAAGAGCAGAGGAGGACAGUGUUAGUAGGCUAACUGUAGAGGUCAAAAUCCCUCCGGGCACUCCCCAGCCCAACCUACCAUUUCCUGUCCUGCAUGAGAUGGGAACAUCAAACAUGGAGAGUUCUACGGAAACUUUAACAGAGAAUGGGGCAAAGACGGAACUGAUGCAGAAUGUCUCUUGCCAUUGGCUCCAUCCCUUGGACAACAGCGCUGGUGAACUUUCCCGCACUGUCGAAAGUCGGCCUGAGAAUGAGGACUCAAUAGAGCUACACAAACUGGCAGCGAACCUAAACAGGACUACUAAGAGCAGCAGCUUACAUGACCCAAUGCCUUCACCUUGUGCCUUGCCUUUAGCUGACUAUAAAGAGAUUGUGUGCAAUGGAGAGCUGGAGCCUGAGAACAAGGUGGCAGAGAGCCCGGCAGGGUUCAGUGUUACCCAGAAAUACCCUGCACCAAACGGACACUGUGUGAACGGGGAGGAAGGCAGGGUAAAGGCUUCCCUCAGCCGACAGGUCUCUACAGCUAGCUGUAGUUCUGCCCCGCUGCAUCUGAGGAAUUUGCACCACAAGUGGGUUCAUGCUAUUACAGGCCGGCAGCAGACAGCAAACAGCCCGGACCAGCCUGCCCGGAGUCACCUGGAUGACGAUGGGAUGCCAAUCUAUGCCGAUGUCAUUCAGCAGCGCCUCCGCCAGAUUGAAAGUGGGCACCAGCAGGAAGUGGAGACUUUAAAGAAGCAGGUGCAGGAGCUGAGGAGCCGCCUAGAGAGCCAGUACCUGAACAGCUCGCUACGUUUCAACGGGGAUUAUGGGGAUGAAGUGGUGACACGAUGGCUUCCCGAUCACCUGGCUGCACACUGUUACGGCUGCGACAGUGCAUUCUGGCUUGUCAGCAGGAAGCACCACUGCAGGGACCCUGACCGUGUUGAUCAGACUUGGAAUUGUGGGAAUGUCUUUUGCUCCAGCUGCUGUAACCAGAAGGUGCCGGUCCCCAGCCAGCAGCUCUUCGAACCCAGCCGGGUCUGCAAAUCCUGCUACAGCAGCUUGCAUCCCAGUAGCCCCAGCCUUGACCUUGAACUGGACAAACCUAUUGCUGCCACCUCAAACUGAGGCUCCAGCGUGGAAGGAAAGCUGGGAAGAAACAGCACCACCUCUCCCUGCUAAGCAGAUAUGCACAUUUCUCUGCUGACUGCAGCUGGUAGGACUGGAGAGAAGCCUUGCACUCUGGAGUCGGGAGGAGAGAUGAUGACAUGCUCAGAGGGACCGGAUGCUGGGCCUGUACUGGUGGAGCAGAAACCCCUCCUUUCCAGCUGUUCCUCCCAGUGUCAUUUUCAUCCACCUCAUGUAAAUUUUGUGUGGAUUUUGCUGGAAAAGAGGGUCUGGAAUCUUCCCCGCUGGCAUUUCUGUUGCCCUGCUGUCGGAACUGUGCUGCAGACGGAUGAUUCUACCUUGCUGUGAGAGGAAGGGUAAUCGGUCCAGAGACCUUGUGAAUACCUUGUAGCGUCAGUGCUUAUGCUUUCUUUUUUUUCCAGUCACUCCUGUUACUUCCCAACAGCAGCCUGCUGUUUGGGAAGUUGUUGCUGCUAGAAGAAAUGGGAGCUGCCUUCUCAAAAAAACCUCUCUCCCUCUCUGUUCUUAGAGUGGGCUUAGUUAUCCUUGCUGCACAAAAGGGCAGGCAGGGGGGGUGGAAUUGGUUGCAGAUCUCCACAUUGGGCAGUCCUUUGCCAAUGUUGGCAGACUUGUGGCUCGAAGUAGGCAAUGCCUGGACCACUUUGGCUAAAGAAAGUGUACGAUUGUUUGAGGGAAGUGAGAGGGAAGGGGGAUUGGACAGGCCAUUCCUGUUCAAGGUUGUAUUUUCAAACUGACACCACAGUGUAAGACACUUGUACCUGCAAUUUGUUUUGAAGGAACGGGUGUUUGGGCUUAUUAGUAGCUGUUAAAAUGCUAUCCUUGCCCCCACUUUUUUGUUUU
This is a messenger RNA of Lacerta agilis (Sand lizard), 4587 nucleotides long. RefSeq names its product myotubularin related protein 3 (gene MTMR3). Gene Ontology annotation, biological process: regulation of autophagy; dephosphorylation. The record is from RefSeq and is a predicted model, not a curated record. Lineage: Eukaryota; Metazoa; Chordata; Lepidosauria; Squamata; Lacertidae. Gene Ontology annotation, molecular function: phosphatidylinositol-3-phosphate phosphatase activity; phosphatidylinositol-3,5-bisphosphate 3-phosphatase activity; metal ion binding.